AUGAGGCCACUGAACAGUGUCGAGGUCCCCAAGGCUGACCCUUUGGGCCGCAAGAUCCCAUGCGACGUUGCGGCCAGCAGCAAGGCCGCCAAGAAGAACGCGCGCCGGUCCGCCAAGCGCGUCGGCGCGGUGCGCGGCGGAGGCCGCGGCGGCGGGCGCGGCGCCGGCGGUGGUGGUGGCGCGUACAGUGGCUCCCAGAACUCGGAUGAUGAUGAUGACGAGGAUGACACGGACGAGGGCGAGGGCGGCGGCAUGAUGGCCGGCAGCGGGGGGUAUCAUGGCGGCAGCGGCGCCUGGGGCGCCUGGAGCAGCGCUGGGGCCAGGCCCGGGUCGGCAGGCUCGGGCAGCAGCGGGGGUGCAGGCGGCGGAGGUGCCAAGCUUGGGCGCAGCCCGCAGCAGGGCGCAGGGCCGACUGUUCACGGUAACGACACCCUGCUUAUGGAGGACGACCCGCGGCUGGGGCAACGCGGUGACGACGAUGACUUUGGCCUGUCUAUUCCGGCAUCGGCUGUGCGCGCGGCGGUCGCCUCGUCUGCCCUGCCCUUCUUCACUGGUGACGAGGAGGCGGACGACCCGUACGACCAGGUUGACCCCAACUGGGGCCGCGUCGGCGCCCUGGGCUCCUCUGGGUCGUGGUCAAACCCAGACCAGGAGGUGCGCCCCACCAGGGGGCCAGGCGGCGGCCGGGGCGGAGGCGGCCGCAGCGGUGCCGGCCGCGGCACAGCCGGUCCCGGCCAGGGCGGCGCUGUGGCGGACAGCUUCACGCCCAGCUUUGCUUCGUCGGGCGGUGGCGCGGGCCGGGGCCGCAAGCCGUCGCCGCUGGCUCGCACGACCCGACCGGACGAUCCUGUCGUGCCGCUCCCCUCGGCAGCAGCAUGGGGCAAGCAGCCAGCGGCCUCCACCACACGUGAUUGUCCCGGCGCCACUGCCGCGCCGGGCUCGUGGGCAGCCAGGCUCGCGGGCCGCCCUGCCGCCUCAGCUGCACGCGGCCCUCCGAUCAGCAGCAAGGACCCUGAGGCAGCAGUCAACGAGAUCAUGGGCCGCAUUGUCAAGUCCAUGCCGCAGCUGACCACCACUUUGCUGCGCCCCGACGGCGGCGGCGUUGCGGCGCUGCACGCAGCGGUGGCAGGGGCGUGCGAGGAGCUGGCUGCGGCGGUUGAAGGCGGCCGGGAGGGCGAGGUGCUGGCCUUGCUCGAGGCCUUCACACCAACGCCGCCGCCCCCCAACGACCUGCUGGCUGCCGGAACCCAGUAUCCCGCCCCCGUGCCCGUGCCAUUCCUGUCGCCCGUGACAUCAGCAGCGCCCCUGCUCAGCCUGCCGCGUGCCGUGGCCGCCUCUGGCGCCGCUCCCUCGGGGGCGCCCGGCGGCUUCCCACCGCCGCGCAGCCUGGGCCCCCUGCCUCCGGCGGCCGGCGGCCCGCCUGUACACUCGCAGGGCCCGCCGCUGUUUGGCGGCCCCCCGCCCGGCUUUGCUCAGCAGGCGCCGCUGGAUGCCGCCCUGGGGGGCAUGCGCCCCAUGCUGGGCGGCCUCGAAGCGCACGGCCCACAGUUCACCCUGUCGCACGGCAGCGGCCCGCCAGUUGGCACGGGCAUUGGUGCGCCUUUCAACCCGACAUCGCAGCUCCUUCCACACAGCAUGCCCCCCGGGGCGCUGGCGGCGCAGCAGUCCCAGCACCAGCACCAGUCCCAGCACCACCACCUGCACCAGCACCACCAGCAAGGGGGCGCCUUCCUGCCGGUCCCGGGACAGCACCCCUUCGCAGCACCGGCCAGCCGCGGCCCUCCCACAGUUCUCGCUUCCCAGGGGCCUGCCCCGCACCUCAAGCACGCGGCGCCACCUGGCUUUGCUGGCCCCACCCUGGUCAGCGCAGCAGCAGCGCCGCCGCAGGCUGGCGGAGGGCCGGCGGGGCCCGCCCCCUACCUGCCACCUCACCUGCGCGCCUCGCAUGUGUCCGUGGGGGCAGCUGCCAAAGGACCGCCGCCCGGCUUCGGGGCUGGCGCGGCUGUCGCGCCAUCUGGAGGCGGUGGUCCGCAGAUUGGAGGCCUGGUGGGCAUGCUGGCGCGCAGCGGACGGUCGUGA
Molecule: messenger RNA, 2079 nt
Organism: Monoraphidium neglectum
Lineage: Eukaryota; Viridiplantae; Chlorophyta; Chlorophyceae; Sphaeropleales; Selenastraceae
Exons: 5
Coding region: 1-2079 (692 amino acids)
Source: RefSeq, a predicted model, not a curated record